AUGCAAACCCUUACGGGGAGAAGUCGAAAAGAAAGACAGCCCAUGGACGAGUCAGAGUUGAAGGAGAGUGCUGAGCUGCUCCAGAUCCUCGCCGAGCUUGAGAAUAGACUACAGGAUUCUCAGCAGAACCUCAAACAUCAUUGGGAUUUCCGAGGUCAUCCUUCGUCACCUGGAAAACCUCUGUCGAGCGAUGGGGGCAAAAGCAAAUCCUCAAAUGUGGGCGACCACCCUAAAUCUCAAACGGAAGAAGCAGACGGGUCACCAUCUCGCCCACCAGCAAAUAGAUUAUCUGGUGCUGGCAUAGUGUCAGUAGUAUUUAGGGAUGUAUGA
Messenger RNA from Fusarium tjaetaba, 330 nucleotides. RefSeq lists its product as uncharacterized. The transcript has a single exon. The record is from RefSeq and is a predicted model, not a curated record. Lineage: Eukaryota; Fungi; Ascomycota; Sordariomycetes; Hypocreales; Nectriaceae. The coding region runs from base 1 to 330 and encodes 109 amino acids.